GGGAUGAAAGAAGGAAGAGUAUGGUUGCUAUCAUUUCUCUUCUCAGACCUUUGUCGAAAGCCUUGGGAUCGAAGGCAGGGAUAUUAAUCAUGGCGUAGGUGAAGCAUAAUCAUCUUCCAGUAAUUGCUCAGAGAGAGAGAGCAAAAAAAAAACACACAUAGCUCAGAGAGAGAGAGAAGAAGAAGAAGGAAAAUGAUUAAAGUCAGAGAGAGAGAGAGGUAUGGAGAUGAAUAACUCACGCUCUCUCUUUCUUUCUUUUCAAGGCUACUUUAAUAAGCUGUAAACUUGAAAGAGUAAAGAGGAAACUCAGAAAAGUGGCUAAAAGCAAGCAGGUAUGUGGGUGUCACCUGAACUGUCUUUCUUUGAAUAGAGUGAGAGAGAUUCCUAUCGCAAAGCUACCCAGUUAAUUUUUAUUUACUAAUCAUCUUGGGAUUUUCAAGCCUUUUAAAAUACGAUUUAUCAUCAUGGAGUCUGCAAAUCUCCAUCGCCAACAUCAUCAGCUCCAAGACCAGCUUCUAGGCUCUUCUUCUUUGCCCACCACAACUUGCUAUGGACCUGGAACCAACCAUUCUUGGCACCCAAAUAUCACUUUGAAUAAUACUGGUAACUUUAAUCCAAACCAGGAUGGAGGAGUUUUCUGCAACCCAGGGGAUUCAAGGCAAAAUAGUGAAAUUCUAGUCCCUUCUCUCAACAGUACUUCCAUGCUCCAAGAUCACUCGAGCUUUCACUGGACUAGCAAUGCGGGCAGUUUCACCAGUCAGUCCGCCCAUGAACUAAACCUUGCAAAAAUCAAGGAAGAGCUCUCAGAAUCUUUCCCCAAAUUCACCGAAAUGCUAAACAGCCCCUCAAGUAUUGAAGAUUACCAUUUUCAUCCCUCAACGGCCCGCAUAAAGAAUGAGCAAAAAAAUUUAAAUAUCGAUCUCAGUGAGAAGCUCUUGCUCAAGACCAUCUCCUCCAAAGGAUUUAUCUACUCUAACAACGCCCAGAACUGCGCUAGUACUUUUGGAAGUCAUGAGGCGGUGGGAAAUAGAGGGAACUUCAGCCAGAUUUAUCCAAGCAUAAAUAUUUCAAACUUGAAUCAACCGCCAUCGCCAUUUUUAAGCUCCUCGGAGAUGAACUUACAGGCCUUGGAUCUAUUAUCCUCCGAAAGAUCAUAUAGUGGAAGUUUUAGCCAACCUUCACACGAUAGUUUUGGCGUAUUUAAAGAGGGCUCUUCUUUUGGCCUUGAUCAUAUGCAGCAAUUGCACAGGCAGUCUUGUAGCCCUAGCAAUAUAUCACAGUUCACAAACAGAGUAACAGAAGCAAAGAGACCCAGCUUGACGGAGGCAAAGGCAUCUCAAGUUGCACCCAAGAAAUCGCGAUUGGAGCCACGCGCUUCAUGUCCACCAUUUAAGGUUAGGAAAGAAAAACUAGGAGAUAGAAUUGCAGCUCUUCAGCAGUUGGUGGCUCCCUUUGGCAAGACAGAUACAGCAUCGGUACUAAUGGAGGCUAUCGGGUACAUCAAAUUCCUUCAAAACCAGGUCGAGACACUGAGCGUCCCAUACAUGAAGUCAUCACGAAACAAGACUUGCAGAACAAUGCAAGCGGGUUCAGUGGAAGAUGGAAAUGAAGAAGGCAGGCGGGACCUCAGAAGCCGAGGGCUGUGUCUCGUGCCAUUGUCGUGCAUGUCUUAUGUCACCGGAGAUAGUGGUGGCGGAGGGGUUUGGCCCCCGCCUAGCUACGGUGGAAGAAAUUAAUAAAGUAUGUAUCGUAUUAUAUAGACGUGUUAAAUACUGGGCAAGACAAAAUAAAUACUGCUUAUUUUAUCAAAGCCCAUAUUGUUUAGGUUUAUCGAUCUGUAGCUUCUUUUAGUGGAGCAAAUUUGGUCAUCCUGUACAAAAUGUAUACCAGGAUGGACCAAGUUUGAUCCAUUAAAAAUUCAUGUAUCAUUUACAUGUAUUUUGAAGACCGUACCUCCUUUAAUUAAUUUCUCUGUACUUCUUCUUCACAAAAUGAACCUCCGGCCAAGCUGCUUUUUCAUAA
Alnus glutinosa is the source of this 2022-nucleotide messenger RNA. RefSeq names its product transcription factor bHLH110. Gene Ontology annotation, cellular component: nucleus. The coding region runs from base 465 to 1736 and encodes 423 amino acids. The record is from RefSeq and is a predicted model, not a curated record. Gene Ontology annotation, molecular function: DNA-binding transcription factor activity, RNA polymerase II-specific; protein dimerization activity; RNA polymerase II cis-regulatory region sequence-specific DNA binding. Lineage: Eukaryota; Viridiplantae; Streptophyta; Magnoliopsida; Fagales; Betulaceae. The transcript is spliced from 7 exons. Gene Ontology annotation, biological process: regulation of transcription by RNA polymerase II.